UGCCAGCGUUGAUUCUUGGACAGGUGGUGAGAUUGCUUCCUUGCCUUUGGAAGUUUUGGAGCACGCGGCCACUUUGUUCAACUUGAUUGAAAGCAUCGGAAAAGCGCUCAGCAUUUGGACCAUGGCCAGGCACGCGCACUUGCCCAAGGAGGCCGAGUGAUAGCGCUUCCUCUCUUGUAGGGGUGUUGUGGCCAUGGUGAUAGCCCUCACGGCAGGGAUAUCAAGCAGCGUUUCCUGGUACUAUUCUUGGGGCUUCAUCGACGACAGAACUUUUGCCUCGCCCAGUGCCUUGGAGGUUUGUGCUGUUCGUGAUCUGUGGGGCGAUUGGAGUCUUAAACUUUGUCUAAGCGAAAACACUGAAGGCUGCUUUCUUUCAUGCUAGGGUGGCUGGGCAGCGUGCACUUCAUUUCGUGAUCUUGGCGUGGAACCUGCUCUGAGCCCAAAGAUCUUGGCGUGGGCCUCAGGGUACUAGGCAAAGAAAUAAUAUUGUAUGCCUCUCAGCUGGGGUGAGCGGUGAGAAGCACAAUGUUGCCAAUGGGGCUGCGCUAGAAGCUGCACACUGCCUUUGGUCGUGCGCUCGGUGAGCACAGUGGACAUUGCCAUAGUCUUAAGAUGAACAUGUCCGUUCUGCAGUUCAACUUGCGGGCCGCUCGGCGUUUGGCAGGAGAGUGUACCCAAACUUUGAGACAAACUUAUGGCAUACUUCGGGUGGAGCCUUCACAGGCCUUGGGAGUGGGACCACCCUAACCUGGGCUGGGUGAAGUUGGAUCAUGUGCCAGCUGAUCAGGCCGGUUUUGAGAAGGUUCAGCACUUGCUUCUGCAAUGACCAGUUCGUGCAUACUGGGUUUGCCAGACCAUCGUCAAGGGCUUGAGCCAGUAUGGCUGGCGUGGACCUUCAGAUACGACUUGCGCACGUCUAUACGACUGCAUGCGCUUCAAAGCUGCGACGUGUUGCUUCCAGGUCUGCCUGGCCUCGGAAGCGGGCGGCGCUGAGUAAACAGAACUUCAGGUUCUCUCCAGGCCAUCUUUCAGUCCAGCAGCUGGACCGAUGCGCCCGAGUUUCGGAAAUGCCCUUUCUGCUCAGAGACACGUGGAUUUUUGCACUGCAUCGACUUGGACUGUCCGGCUCUGUCGAAACGAAGACGUGUGCCUGUUCCGCGAUGCCCUAUGCCUAUGCCCUAUGCAGUGUUUCUUGGGAUGGCCGCGCCAGUUGACAAGUGACGAUGACUGUGUUCUUGACUGGCUUGUGAAAGCAUGUCAGCUGAUGUCGCAGGAUUGUUAUGGCUGAAGUUUUUCAGUCAUGAUGAGUGGGGUUCUCACGAGCUUAGAUGUGUUGGGCGUGAUUGGUGGUUCCCAGCCUUAGGCUUCUUGCGCUGGCUUGUGCUCCUCUCGAAUCCUGAGAGAAGGACCCUUGGAACGAGCCUCCUCGUUCCCACAAGUGCCUUCUAUCAGUGCACAGGUUGGCCACUACAACCAUGCACUAGGGACUAGGGAUGAGCGGAUCCUGACCUGGCUGUCGUUACUUAUUUUUUCCCCUCUCUCUCUCUCUCUUUGUCGCAGCUCAGGAGAUCAUGUUUGCCAAUUGGGGUCCACCAUGUCGAGUGCUCAUGGAGAAUGUCUCGGAAUGGUUUUCCAUUUUCUUCCUCCUCUACAGGUGUGUCCUGGGUUUCGCCGUCCUCAAUGUGGUGAAUGCGGUCUUUGUGCAGCAAACCAUGCGCACGGCCAGCUCGGACGAGGAGUUGGCCUACAAACAGAGGCAGAAAGAGAUUGCCCUCUAUACAAAGAAGGUGAAGAGAUUGUUUCAGAAUAUGGACUCGACGGGCGACGGCGCCAUCAACCUGGAGGAGUUCUCCAAGUUGGUCCAGUCGCCGAAGCUGAAGUUUUGGAUGAGCCAGUUGGAGCUGGAGUACCACGAUCUUUUGAGCCUCUUCGAGUUUUUGGAUAAUGGAGAUGGUCACAUCACCCUUACCGAGUUCAUCGACGGGGCAGCAAGGCUACGAGGCGGCGCCAAGGCGAUCGAUGUGUGGCGUUUGGAAACCAAGUUGGAGGUGCUCUUCGAGGAGGUCUUCGACAAGGUCCUGGACCGGGUCACAGCCGCCGAGCAAGGGGAGCAAAGCAUCCCAACACUGGACAGGCAGCGAUGGAACCCGAUCUGGACGAAUGGAUGA
This is a messenger RNA of Durusdinium trenchii, 2168 nucleotides long. The record is from the annotation of a GenBank genome assembly. Lineage: Eukaryota; Dinophyceae; Suessiales; Symbiodiniaceae.